GUUGCGCCACGUGAUUGAUUAGCUAUUCUCUCUUCAACAACGAAUGUUGUCGAGUUGUUUUCGGCUUAAAGCAAAAGACUGAAUAUAGACAAGUUUGAAAUGGACCAAUAUCCAGUUUCACAGUCAGAAGACGUCCAGAUUGAGAGCUCUUCAUGGCUCUCUCGGUUUCGUAAUAGAGUUUCCCAGUUGCCUCCCGUACCACGGUUGGACUUGUCUGGUUUUUUCAAAAGUAAAUUAGCCGUAGUGAGAGAGAGAAGGAGCUCCACAGUUGACUCCUUUGGACAAGCUGCUUCAGUUGCUUUUGCAUUGAACCGAAAGGUCCGCUCCCGGUCUUCUUUGACUUCGCGCAGUCAUGAACGAGAGUCUGUUGUGGUUUCUCUAAAUAGUCCCGAGGAAAAUCAUAAGAGAGGGUUUUGUUCAAAUUACGUUUCUACCACAAGAUAUCGGUGGUGGUCUUUUGUUCCUCAAAACCUUUACGAGCAAUUUCGUAGAUGGGUGAUGAUGUAUUUCCUCGCCUAUCUCAUUAUCAAUAUUUUAUCUGGAGUUUUUCCUCAAAUAGCAGUAUACAGUACUCCCAAUGGAGUUUCCGUUACUGCAAUAGUUCCUUUAUCUCUUGUAGUAGGCAUUACGAUGAUUAAGGCUGCUAUUGAAGAUAUAUUUCGUCUUCGAAAUGAUUUGAAAGCCAAUUCCAUGAAGUUCCAAACUGUGAGAGACGGUUUUCGGGUUUCCGUGAAAUCCAGUCAAAUUCGUGUCGGCGAUAUUAUUGUCCUUCAAGAUGGUGAUAUUGUACCAGCAGAUAUUGUUGCACUUUCAGCUGCUAGAGAAGAUGGAGUUGUAUUUUUGGAAACUUCUGCCUUGGAUGGAGAAACAAAUUUAAAGAGAUUUCUUGUUCUCUCGGACACAUCUUCACUUACUAAUGAUGCUGAAAUAAGCAGCCUUCGUGGAGAAAUAAGAUGUGAACCACCUUCGAUCAAUAUGAACUCAUUUGCUGGUAUUGUAAAACUUGAGCAGGUUGAUCCUGUGGGCGGCACGAGAAGCAGAGUAAUAGAAAAGCCAAUUUCAAAAGAUAAUUUGCUUUUGAGAGGAGCGGUGGUUAGAAAUUCUGGUUGGUUAUAUGGAAUUGUCAUUUAUGCCGGUAUGCAAACUAAAAUGCUUCAACAAUGGAGGAGACCUCAAUCGAAGUUUUCGUUGAUUGAAAAAGAAAUCAAUCGAGUUUAUGUCGUAUGUUUUUCAUAUCUGAUUCUUUGGUGUUUUGCACUUGGUUUGGCUGCAGGUAUAAAAGCAAACAGUUCAAUCUUUCGAGGUGCUUGGUAUUUAGGUACAAUAACUACCGAAUAUUCAUCCGCAGUAAUGGGAAUUUUGGGAUUUUUUGCCAAUGUCGUUAUGAGUGGGACUGUAGUUCCUAUUGCAGCCUAUAUAACCCUUGAAUUGGCUCGAGCAGGGCUAUUGAUAUUUUUACAUUGGGAUGAAAGUUUGGUUACUUACCGAAAGAAGAAAAAAGUGUCUCUUGCAUCUUUGAUUUCGGAAGAGGCUCCAGAAGAAGAAGUUUCAGAGACAGUAAAGAUUCGUGCAGAAGUUCGAAAUUCAGAUCUGGAGACUGAAUUGGGACAAGUUGGACAUAUUUUUAGUGAUAAGACAGGUACACUUACCAUGAAUAUCAUGGAAUUUCGAAGAUGUUAUGUGAAAGGAAAUGUAUUUGAAUUUGAUUCGUCAACCCGUCAGUUUCAUCAUAUCGAAGGAAAACCGGAGAAUUGCAAGGUUGUUGAUUUUGCAGAGAUGUUACGAGCCAUGGCACUUUGUCACUCUGUAUUGACUAAUAAUGUUGGUCUCAAUUCAUCUUCAGACAUGAUAAAAAGUGACUCACCUAUGAAACCUGUGUCUCCUAAGCGACAUCUGUCAAGUAAUGUGACAUUGGAUACGUUCGGAUAUCGAGAUGCUAGGGACGUGUUACACAGAAAACGUUCGUAUCUUGGCGUGGGAAUAGAAGAUGCACCCAAUAUCUCUUCAGCUAUUUCGAAUUCUCCCUCAGUUGCCUCUCGUUAUCAAGCCAUAUUUGUCAAAUGGAAACGAAAAUGGUCUUCCCUAUUUCGACCAAGUCAACAAGGAACAAUCCAUUCGAGUGAUAAGCCGAAGGAUUCGUUGGACAACAAACUCGUUGGCACAGCUUCUGUUGAUAUGAACGAGCAACUACCCUAUGAGAAGGAUCCCUUAGAUCCCAAAAAUGUUUCAUAUGAAGGAACCAACACUGAUGAAAUGGAGUUUGUAAAAACCGCAGCACUUUCAGGUUAUCGUUUAGCAAUGCGGACACGUGACAAUAUUCUUUUAGAAGAAGUAUAUCGCAAAGGAAUAUUCCAAGGCUAUCAAGAAGAACAAUCAUGGAAGCCAUGUACAAAUGGAAAUUACGUUUCCUAUUCAGUUUUGGCUACUUGUGAAUUUUCAUCUGAUCGAAAACGAAUGUCCAUCAUUGUUCAAACACCAGAGAAUAGGAUAUUGUUGCUUGUCAAGGGAGCAGAAUCUGUGAUUUUUCCUCGUCUAAAACAGGAAAAUCGAGAGGAGAUUGAGACUGCCAAUUUUCAAGUUGAAAAGUUUGCAAAGGGAAGGACUUCGAACGAAUGGAUUGAGAAACUGAAUCAUGCAGAGUUGGCCUUGUAUGAAAGAGAGAGCAAGAUUCAUGAAGUAUGGGAGCUUUUGGAGUGUGACUUGUCUCUCGUUGGAGUCACAGCGGUAGAAGAUCGCCUCCAAGAUGAUGUUCCAGAAACUAUAAGUUAUUUGCGUCAAUGUGGUAUUCGUAUAUGGUUACUGACAGGUGAUAAACGAGAAACUGCUGUCAAUGUUGGUGUUUUAAGUGGCUUGAUUGGUCCGGAUUCAGCAGUUUAUGACUUGACUGCGCAGACAGAGCGGGACAUGGAAAGCCAGUUGGAAUCCUUUGAGUCUCUAGAAGAUCUUUGUCAAGAAAUCGAAAUGGAUAGAGAUUGUAGCGCUCUUGAUGAUAUGGAAUCGAGAGAGAGAAUGGAUGACUGGAAUUCAGGGAUGAAUGGACAUUCUGGAGAUGAACCUGUGGAUCCCACCAGCAACAUAAAGAAAACUCGACGUACUUUGGUGGUAGAAGGAGAUGCUUUAAGCUUUGCUCUCUUAAGAUAUGCAAAGGAAUUUGUUUCUUUGGCAACCCGAAAGUUUGACUCGGUUAUUUGUUGUCGUACCAAGCCAAUGGAUAAGGCAUGGGUUGUAAGAACCUGUAAGAAAUAUCAUCCAGAUAUAACAUUAUCUGUAGGUGAUGGUGGAAAUGACGUUCCUAUGAUUCUUGAAGCUCAUGUGGGAGUUGGUAUUGCUGGAUACGAAGGCGCACAGGCUUCUCGCUCAUCUGAUUUUUCUAUUGGAGAGUUUCGUCAUCUUCGUCGCCUAAUUGCUCUUUAUGGACGUUAUGCAAAUGUUGGCAUUUCACAAUGUCUAAAGGCCAUUUUUUAUAAGGACUUUGUAAUAUUUACUGGAUUGCUGUGGUAUAAUAUUUGGUGUCAGUUUUCGGUGGAAGCGAUCGCAAACACAUAUUAUGAGCUAUUGUAUGAUUUAUUAUAUACUGGUUUGGCACCUUUGGUAUUAGGAUGGUUUGAGCGUGAUGUUCCUGCUUCGGCUGUUCUUCGAUAUCCAGCAGUGUAUAAGUCGAAAUCCGAGUUCAACCUAAAGUCUACUAUCCCUUGGCUCUUAUCAGGUUUUUGGCACUCUUUAGUGCUGUCCUUUGUUCCUGUUUUGGCUUUAUAUAAUAGCGCAGACGCUACAGAUAUAUGGAAUCCUCAAGGGUUUACUUUUGGGCUGAGUUCAUUGAUUAUUAUGUUCCAAAUUGGAGUAGAAGUGGUAGUGUUGAGCAAGAUUUCAUUAGAGACACUUCGUUGGACUUGGGUGAAUGUUUUGGGUAUUGUUUUUUGUUUGGCGUGUUUCUUAGUUUAUUUGAUUCUCUUCACUACCGAUUUUUUUACGAGUACUUCUGCAUUUCUGGGCAAUGAUUUGUAUUGGACUUGGUAUAAUGAGAUGAGUUCUAGUGCAUACUUUUAUUUUGUCGUCUUAGUUACGGUGGCUCUUUGUUUGCUCCCAGAUUUCUUUAUUCAAGGCUACCGUAAUGUAUAUAGACCGCGAUUUUGGAUGGUUGUAAGACAAGAAGCCAUCAAAGAACAGAAAAAGAGUCGACAAAGGGAAGUGGUUGGAGAUCCAGUUUCAUCUCCGGCUUCGUAGUUGAUACAAAAUAUCAAAUGGCAAAGGUCCUAUAGGAAAUGAGUUGUAUAAAUUCCUUUUAUAAAAGUUGUGUACCAUUUAUGGAAGAAAUAUGUUUCAUUAUAG
This is a messenger RNA of Galdieria sulphuraria, 4329 nucleotides long. Its product is annotated as phospholipid-translocating P-type ATPase. Bases 100 to 4224 code for a protein of 1374 amino acids. The record is from RefSeq and is a predicted model, not a curated record. Gene Ontology annotation, cellular component: plasma membrane. The transcript is spliced from 10 exons. NCBI's taxonomy places the organism in Eukaryota, Rhodophyta, Bangiophyceae, Galdieriales, Galdieriaceae. Gene Ontology annotation, biological process: phospholipid translocation. Gene Ontology annotation, molecular function: magnesium ion binding; ATP hydrolysis activity; ATPase-coupled intramembrane lipid carrier activity.